Messenger RNA from Lycium barbarum (goji berry), 862 nucleotides. RefSeq names its product acyl carrier protein 2, mitochondrial. Gene Ontology annotation, cellular component: mitochondrion. The record is from RefSeq and is a predicted model, not a curated record. Gene Ontology annotation, molecular function: acyl carrier activity; acyl binding. The coding region runs from base 67 to 453 and encodes 128 amino acids. Gene Ontology annotation, biological process: fatty acid biosynthetic process. The transcript is spliced from 2 exons. NCBI's taxonomy places the organism in Eukaryota, Viridiplantae, Streptophyta, Magnoliopsida, Solanales, Solanaceae.
GUCUAUUUUAAACCUCUCAAUCUCUCCAAAACCCUUAGCUUUCUCUCUUUCUCUCUUUCAUUAUCAAUGGCGGCUAGGAUUGCAUUGUUGAAGUACCUUAGAGUACAACCUCGACCUGCACAACUUCAAAACCCUAGACUCAUCGGAACCUCAUUCAAUCAACUCUUCAAACGUCAUUUCUCGGAGGAAGUAAGAGGAUCCUUCCUCGAUAAAGAUGAAGUCAGAGAUCGCGUCAUCACUUGCGUCAAAAAUUUCCAAAAAGUUGAUCCUUCAAAGGUUGUCCCAAAUGCUCAUUUCCAAAAUGAUCUUGGCUUAGAUAGUUUAGACACCGUGGAAGUUGUGAUGGCCCUUGAAGAGGAAUUUGGGUUUGAGAUUCCGGACAAUGAAGCCGACAAGAUCAACUCAAUAAACUUAGCAGUUGAUUUCAUUGCAUCUCACCCUCAAGCAAAAUGAGGGAACAAACUGUAGCAUGAUGAUUUCCCAUUUCCUUUUAUAUAACUUUCUUUUCCCAAUUCAAGUACUUCAUUCGGUCACUUUUGUCUUUAAGGUUUUUGAUCAGUCCUGAAGACGAGAACUACCGUUAUCGGCUAGUUGGUGUUGUAGUGUUAACUUUUGUCUUUAAGGUUUCUGAUCAAGUCCUGAAAGACGAGAACUACCGUUAUCGGCUAGUCGGUGUUAUUGUGUCUCAGAUAAAAGCUUAAUCUGUAUUAGAAAGUUUAUUGCUUAUGAAAAUAAACCUAACUGCAUGGUAGCGUGGGUCAAGGUGAAGUUUUCUAAUAGCUUCAUUUCUCAUUGUUAGCCAAGCCAAACAUGUCUGUUACCUGUUUCCCAGAAAUAUUAUCAAUUGGUCUGUGUUUUGUCA